AUGCCGCUCAAACCCGCCAUUUCGGCACUUGCACGAAACACCAUCAAGUCGGCCCAUGAUGAGCUUGAUCGCAUAAUCAGCCCAGGCGAAAAGCGCGACUUUGCUGAAACAACACUUCGGGAUGUCCAAAAUGCUGCUCUCAAGCUCGAGGAUCAACUGGCUGCUCGGCAAUCCCUUCGGAAUAUGCGACGUCUGAUGCCACUCUUUCGGGGUCUUGAACACUAUUCCAAAGUCGCUGAGAUAUUGUGUAAUGGAACCCCAUUCAUGCCUUGGAUCUGGGCGCCUAUCACACUUAUCCUAAGAGUGGCUUCGGAAUAUGUCGAAGCUUUCGAGACUAUCAUCAAAGGCUACGCGAGCAUUGCUGAACCACUGAAGCGGUUUGGGAUUCUCAGUAAUGCCUUCAUCGAUGAGCCAGGCUUCCAGCAGACACUCGCCGUAUUUUACGCCGACAUCCUUACAUUCCACAAGUAUGCUUACAAAUUCGUUCACCGCAAUGGCUGGGCAUUGAUGUUCUCUACAUCUUGGGGCCGUUUCCAGAGGCGCUUCGAUAACAUCAUCGAAGAUUUAAACAAACAUGGUGCUCUCAUCGAUCUUGAAGCGAAUGCUCGUGAUAUAGCAGAGGCCAAAGCGAUGCGUGAGAACAUCCAAAGGUGGAAAGAAGAAAGUGAGGAUCGUGUUCGCCAACAAGACAGAGAACAGAAUGCCAAGCAAUACGAGUCCAUCGUCUCUUGGCUCAAGACCAACGAAACCGAUCAGCUGGCCAUCAUCGAUUCAAUCUCGUCCGAUGCAACGGAAUAUCAGGGGACCUGUUCAUGGAUACUUAAGAACAGAAAGAUCACCUCUUGGGCGGACGAAAAGCCAGACACACCAGCCCUCUGGCUUAAGGGUUCAGCUGGGUCCGGAAAAAGCGUCUUAUGCACACAGCUCGUCAAUUUCUUGAAAGGGACAAAAGCCGUGGCGUAUCACUUUUGUUCCUACCUGUAUGACUCUUCGACAACGUUUGAUCAGGUCCUGAAAUCACUCAUUCUGCAAAUCAUUCGGAAGGAUGGUGACCUGGUCUCUUAUGUCUUUACACAUUAUAUCCUAGAAAGGAAAUCCUCGACAAGCGCGACGCUGGAACGGCUCCUACAAAAGCUUUUAGCAAGCAUGUCCAACUUAACUAAUCAGGAGUCGUAUAUCUGGCUUGUCAUAGAUGGCCUCGACGAAUGCGAAAAAGACAGGCAAGUGCGCUUGGUGCGACUUUUGAACCAGCUCAUUUCCAAGCCAGUGGUACCAGGAAGCACUACCUGCAAGGUAUUAGUUGCAAGCCGCGGCCCUUCAGAAGCAUUGGAAAAAUUGAAGAGAAAACAAAUAAUUUCCCUUGCCGAAGAAAAAGGCUCACUGGAUAGAGCCAUUUGGCAAUAUGUUGGUCUAAGGCUUGAGACGAUGCGCCCGAAACUUCGACAAAUUGAUGUACAACAUUCUGAAGUUGAAGAGAUCCAGAGUACCAUUGUAAAGAAAGCUGAUGGAAUGUUUCUCUACGCCCGGCUUGUCGUUGACUAUCUGGCCAGUAACGUCUUUUACAGCGGCGAUGAGAUGAAGGAAUCGGUAAAUACAUUGCCACAAAAGCUGACUGAAUUCUACCAGAGAAUUUUGACACAGAUUUUGGUUCAGCUAGACUCUCGGUCGGUCGAUCGCAUUCGAUGCGUACUAGGCUGGAUUGCAUUUGCAAAACGCCCAUUGAAGAAGGUCGAACUCUUGUCCGCUAUAACCUUCAGCUCUGGCGAUUCCCAAGUCUCGCGCUUAGUACCCCAGUACAUCCUUGACAUUUGCGGAACACUGAUUGAAGAAAGUCGAGACACAACAGUCGCCUUCAUUCACAACUCAGUAAAGGAGUUCUUACAGACAGCGUCGACGAAAGUUGUUAUCACGCGAGACCAAGCAGUUCAAGAGCAUGGAGUAGCUUCUAUCACCUGUCUCCUCUCUGGGCUUCGCAUCUUUCGCUCCCAAGAGUCGGGGCAGAACAAGGCUCUCUGCGUCAUAAAGGGGCUAUACGGAUUUCUCGUUUAUGCUGCCGAGUUCUGGACCGAGUAUCUAAUGAGCUAUGAGCCUUCCCAGGUUUUAAGCCUUGAAGGCUCACUGGACCCGUUCAUUCGUCUAGCUUGUCAACUGGCGGAAGAAUUGGGAAACCUGGACCCAGCAAAAUUGGAAGAGAGUACCAAUGGAGAUUUGGUAGACAAACGCCUAGCGAAACUGCAGAAGUAUGGAGUACUAUGGAAACACGUCGAACGUGCUCUUAAGGCACGAUCGGCAAAGAAUCUCGAGGCAAGAAUAUUACAGACUGAAGUUCAGGGCGACAAAAUUCGGCAGCAUUCCAAGUCACUGCCACUCUCUGAUCCAAUCAGUGAUUUGCUUACUUCGUACCAAGAAGUUGUCAGAUUAUUAAUUGGACAGACAUAUCACGCAGAUCUAUCAGCCAGUGAGCUAGAGUACUUCAGAGCUCACCUAGGUACUAGCGCUUUCACGUGUCAUCUGACUGCGUGUACGAGGGCGACGAUUGGGUUUGAUACCGAAAAGAUGCUCAGAGAACAUGAACGAUCCCACGUCAAUUGGUUGCGAUGUACCGCCCCAGGGUGUCAAUACCCGCCUCGGUUCUCACCUCGUACGCUGAAGGUCCAUAUGAACAAGCACCAUCCUUCACCUGACACUCUGAAGCCUAUACGGAAAUCCGUAUCUAUGGAUGUUUGGCUGCCAAUAUCUGGACCCGACGCUGACUCUUACGCUUUCAUUCAUGAUGAUGACGAACUUAUACUGGAGAGUAUGGAUUACCCACCAGACGUGCCCGAACCCUCUUUUCGACCUCCCCAAAGGCAAGUUGACUCCCGUCAAAUGCCUGCUGAACAGAUGGCACGCAACAUUGCCGUCGCGCAACAAAUGCUGAUUGCUAAUGGUAUCAACCCCUAUUCGCUACACCCUGCGACAUUGGAAAGUUUUGCCAAAGCUCCGCCCUCCGCCCAGCAAAAAGCCAUGGUAGUCCUUGCGAAGGGCUUGGAGGGGACCGAGACUACUUGA
Fusarium coffeatum is the source of this 3051-nucleotide messenger RNA. RefSeq lists its product as uncharacterized. The transcript is spliced from 6 exons. The coding region runs from base 1 to 3051 and encodes 1016 amino acids. The record is from RefSeq and is a predicted model, not a curated record. NCBI's taxonomy places the organism in Eukaryota, Fungi, Ascomycota, Sordariomycetes, Hypocreales, Nectriaceae.